AUUUAUACUAAUUAAGUUUAACAAAUUAGAAAUUGCCAAAAUAAUUCAUACUAAAUUUAGGCGAUUCAGUGUACAACUUCACCCCCAAGUAAUUUAUAACCGCUCUAUAUACUAUAUAUAGGAGCAUAGGUCGCUGUUGACAUAUUUUUGAAUUUAAUUUUUCACCAACAAAUAAGAAUUUUCUUACAAAUCCAUCAUAAGCACCAACAAAUUAUAUUAAUUCUUGAUCUCUUUCACAUCUGCAUCUACCAUUUCCAUUAUAAUAAUGGCGGAUUACACACCACCAGGCUCUCCUGAGUACUCGCCCCAAGCACCCACAUACGUAACUGGCUACUAUCAUGGAUCACCGGAAUAUACCCCAGCAUCACCGGAAUACUCACCCGUAUCACCCGAUUAUAUCCCAGCAUCCCCAGAAUAUUCCGUUGCAUCCCCUGAUUAUACUCCCGAGUCGUCACCCGAUUACUCGCCUGCGUCACUUGAAUACACACCAGCAUCCCCUGAUUAUUCCUCGACUGCAUCAUCAAAGUAUAACCCAGCAUCACCGGAAUACUCGCCUGCGUCUCCUGAUUAUACACCUGCAUCCCCCGAAUACUCGCCCGCAUCACCGGAGUAUACUCCAGACUCACCAGAUUAUAGCCCACCAUCCCCCGAAUACUCCCCUGUGUCACCUGAUUAUACACCAGCAUCCCCCGAUUACUCGCCCGCAUCAUCUGAUCAGCAUACCCCAACAUCUCACCUAUAUUCGCCCGGGUCACCUGAAUUUGAAUGUACCCCUGAGUGGCUGGAAUACUCACCAGAAUCACCUUUGUUUUGGAGUUGUUUCUCGUCUACUGCUUCGUCCUAGACAGGUUUUUUGUUUGAUUCCAUUUUAGUUCGAUGCUCUUAUUAUAAACCAAGAAUGAAAAAUGUUAUUUUAUUUUAUUUUAUUUUAUUUCAUAGGAGUAUUCUUUAUUAUUUGUAUUAUUUAGCAUAUGAUUCUGUAAUAUCAUCAAGUAAAGUUUUUGUUUGUCCUUUUUUGAGACUACGAUGGUUUUUCGUAGAA
Messenger RNA from Amaranthus tricolor (Joseph's coat), 1042 nucleotides. Its product is annotated as DNA-directed RNA polymerase II subunit RPB1-like. The coding region runs from base 266 to 844 and encodes 192 amino acids. The record is from RefSeq and is a predicted model, not a curated record. Gene Ontology annotation, molecular function: DNA binding. Gene Ontology annotation, biological process: transcription by RNA polymerase II. The transcript has a single exon. Lineage: Eukaryota; Viridiplantae; Streptophyta; Magnoliopsida; Caryophyllales; Amaranthaceae.